This is a messenger RNA of Suillus paluster, 2390 nucleotides long. RefSeq names its product peptidase S8/S53 domain-containing protein. Lineage: Eukaryota; Fungi; Basidiomycota; Agaricomycetes; Boletales; Suillaceae. The record is from RefSeq and is a predicted model, not a curated record. Gene Ontology annotation, biological process: proteolysis. Bases 418 to 2337 code for a protein of 639 amino acids. The transcript is spliced from 11 exons. Gene Ontology annotation, molecular function: tripeptidyl-peptidase activity; serine-type endopeptidase activity.
GCAUCUCCCGCAACCAGAAUCCAAAUCUUUGUCACAGCUUGUGUCCGGAUCUACUUCUGGGAACCUUUCCUUUUGCUAUCUGUGCAAGCUACCUUAUGCAUCCUUCCCAGGCAACUUAUAAGUGAUUCGAAGAUAAUCCGGUUGAAAGGUCGAUCUAUAGGGAUCUAGCUAACUCGAAGCAAACAGGGACAUGUCUGGUGCCUCUCUUCGACUGUGAACGGAAACAUUUCAUCCAUGCGUGUCUCGGGGAAACAGCUCGCAGUGUGGGAGUACUCGAGAGAGAGUCUCAUCGAGAUACUCUGCCUCGCAUGCUUACAGUCUAAUCCUGGCACACAACCAUGCUGCCUCUGUUCUCGAGGAAGUUAUAAAAGAUAUGGCCAGUGAUCAAUUUUGGUUGUCAGCUUCAGCCCGUCCGACAUGCGCUGCUCAUUCACUGCACUCGUCGCCCUCAGCCUCGCGCUAGUCUCCCUAGCGGUGCCUACUCCCAGCCCAUACAAUGCGCAUGAGAAACGUAGCGCCAUUCCUACUGGGUGGUCUCUCACCCGAAGGCACGGGAACGCGGCAACCCUGCCUCUGCGCAUUGCUUUGAAGCAGAGUAACAUCGAGUCCAUCGGUGAAUAUCUUUACGACAUCUCUCACCCAGAAUCAUCCAACUACGGCAAGCACUGGACUGCAGGGGAGAUCUCCCGAAAGUUCUCACCCUCAGAUGAAAGUGUUUCCACCGUCAGAGACUGGCUUAUUGAGAAUGGGUUGGCGAGCGAGCGCAUCCGCGUGAGCCCCACCAAGGGUUGGAUUAACGUUGAUGUUUCGGUUGAGGAAGCGGAACGGCUUAUGAACACCGAAUAUCAUGUUUACACCCAUGUUUCCGGACAGGAACACGUCGGUUGCGAAGCAUACCAUCUCCCUGAGCACAUCAGCACUCAUGUCGACUUUGUCUUGCCCUCCGUUCACUUUGACACCAAAAUUAAGCGUCGAUCUGGCGGUGAACUGGAACCUGCCCGCGCGGUUGGCCAGCCUGGUGUAGGAAUUACCCCGAAGACCGCUGGCACCAUCUCACAGUUAGUGACUGAGCUCGAGCAGUGUGACGAGUACAUCACUCCUAUCUGCUUGAGGGCUCUGUAUGGUCUUGCGUACGAGCCUGUGGCCACUGACAAGAACAGCUACGGCAUCGUGGAAUACACUCCUCAGGCGUACUUGCAAUCCGACCUGCAAAUGUUCGCCAUGAACUUUUCUACUGAUCUCAUCGGAAAGGAGCCAUACAUGGUAUCCAUUGACGGAGGGUAUGCACAGACCGAGUACCAAGGUUUCGAAUACAACGGCGAGUCAGACCUCGAUCUCCAAUAUGGAAUGACUUUGGUCACUGGCAAACAACCAGUCACUCUUUACCAGACUGGUGAUAUGGUCGAAGGGGCUUCUUUCAACAACUUCCUCGACGCCAUCGACGGGUCCUACUGCACGUUCGAGGGCGGCGAUGAUUACACUCAGGAUGCAGAAUAUCCUGACCCAUACGGGGGAGGGUAUGAGGGUCCCGAGGACUGUGGUACUGUUACACCCGCCUACGUUAUCUCAACAUCAUACGGGUACAACGAGGCUGAUCUCACACCGUUCUACACUGAGCGUCAGUGUGCAGAAUAUGCGAAGCUUGGCCUGAUGGGUGUUACUGUCCUGUACAGCUCUGGAGACUAUGGUGUGGCUGGUAACGGCGGCUAUUGCUUGAACCCCGAUGGCACUCAAAGCGCAGACGGUAUGAUCUUCAACCCCAGUUUCCCUGGUGCUUGCCCCUACGUUACAUCUGUUGGCGCCACUAUGGUCAAGCCAAACGCAACUGUUCUGGAGGCUCAGCCUGAAAUGGCUUGCAUGGAAGUUAUUUACUCUGGUGGAGGUUUCAGUAACUACUUCGCGAUGCCCUCAUACCAGAAGACCGCCGUCGAUUACUAUCUGGAGAACUAUCCCCCCAACUACCCUGCAACUAUCUGGAACUCAACUGGCAUGUCGCGUGCUUUCCCUGACAUUUCUGCCAAUGGAGCUAACUACGUUGUCGCUGUCGACGGUCAAUUCGAGCUUGUGUACGGAACCUCCUGUUCUUCACCAGUCAGUGGCGCUAUCUUCACAAUGAUCAACGAUGCCCGUCUCGCCGUAGGGAAGGCCCCGAUUGGUUUUAUCAACCCUACGAUCUACUCUGCUGAUUUCGCGGGUGCAUUCAAUGAUAUCACCGAAGGGUCAAAUCCGGGCUGUGGUACCGAAGGUUACAACGCAACCGCUGGGUGGGACCCAGUUACUGGUCUUGGUACUCCCAACUUCCCUAUAUUGCUCGAGAAGUGGCUGUCUCUUCCAUAGAAUACUGAGUAGCUAUACUGAUAGUGUAAAUGAAUCUGAGCUAAAAAAAAAUA